ACUUUGGGUUUAUCCAUCUAUUUUUGCUAACCUUAUUGCGAAGGGCUGCCUUUUCCUCGUACUUCCUUAUUUACCCGAAAAGUACCUUAAUCCUAUUGAUAGGAGAUUUACUAGGAGACUGCAGUUUGCAAAUACCAGACUUUACUGGUCUCCCCCAACGCCUUACCCUAACCCAAAUACAGGUCUGCCUACUCAGCAGUAUUGGUUUGGUACGGCACGAUCACUUUUGGCUUUGACUAAUCUUCCUUCUGUUUGGUAUACCAAAGUAGAAGGAAAGUUGGCUCAUUUGAUCUUGUCUGAUGGGUAUUGGGACAAUCAUUAUCAGGUAGUAUUCCUUUGUACUGAUUUCUUUGCUGAAAGGGAUAUCCUUUUACUGUGUGAGGCCCUCCACACUCGGUUUGAUUUACUAGCUAAACCUAACAAACGAAUCACUUCAACUGGCAAAAAAUGCUGGCGCAUUAGAUUCAGCUCUGAAGAGAGUAACCUUGUUAAACUUAGAUCCAUAGUAGACCCCUUCAUUUUACCCGAGCUUGCUUACAAA
Molecule: messenger RNA, 541 nt
Organism: Funneliformis geosporum
Lineage: Eukaryota; Fungi; Glomeromycota; Glomeromycetes; Glomerales; Glomeraceae
Source: the annotation of a GenBank genome assembly